Molecule: messenger RNA, 939 nt
Organism: Medioppia subpectinata
Lineage: Eukaryota; Metazoa; Arthropoda; Arachnida; Sarcoptiformes; Oppiidae
Source: the annotation of a GenBank genome assembly
AUGGCCUUUGAAGUGAUCUGUCCAUCGAUUCCAGGCUAUGGCUUCUCAGAGGCCCCGCAUCAGGAGGGUUUCAACGUGAUCCAAACGGCUCAUAUAUUUGUAAAACUGAUGAACAGAUUGGGUCACAAAACAUUCUUUGUUCACGGAGGAGAUUGGGGUAGUUUUGUGUCCCGAACUAUAUCUGUAUUAUACCCGCAAAAUGUACGAGGAAUGCACGUAACGAUGGUUCAGGCGGCUAUGGACGGCAAAACUAUAGCAAAACAAAUACUGGGUGGUUAUUUACCAUCAUUGGUGUACGAGAAUCCUGGCCGUGAUUACUCUAAAGUGCACCCAUGGUUUGACAAAUUGUCCUUCAUGCUCAGAGAGUCGGGUUAUUUUCACAUUCAGGCCACUAAACCGGAUACAGUGGGCGCCGCACUCGUCGACAGUCCCGUAGGUCUGGCGGCGUAUAUACUGGAAAAGUUUACGACAUGGACUGACCCGGAGUUUGUGAAUCAACCCGACGGCUCUUUGACCAAAAAGUUCACCAUGGACGAAUUGUUGACAAACAUUAUGAUCUAUUGGGUGUCCAAUAAUGUGGCCUCAAGUAUGCGGUACUAUAAAGAGAACGCGGCCAUUAUUUUUACCGAUAUUAGCAGAAUGCCAGUCACUGUACCGGCAGCUGUGGCUGAUUUCCCCAAUGAACUUGGGCGGGCGCCUAAAGCACUCAUACAGUCAUUAUUUGACAAUUUGGUUCAAAUUACGGAUCAGCCCAGAGGUGGACACUUCGCCGCUUUUGAAGAGCCAAAACUGGUCGCCGAAGACAUCAAGAAAUUUGUCAAAACUGUCUUACAGUUAGAAUUGUCUGCCAAACAAAAGACCACAAAAUAACUCACUUUUUAAUUGUAGACAUUUAGACAAAUUUUUAAUACUUAAUAAAUUGUUUCAUCAUUUAAUGUA